Mytilus californianus (California mussel) is the source of this 2554-nucleotide messenger RNA. RefSeq lists its product as uncharacterized. Bases 35 to 2554 code for a protein of 839 amino acids. The transcript has 13 exons. Lineage: Eukaryota; Metazoa; Mollusca; Bivalvia; Mytilida; Mytilidae. The record is from RefSeq and is a predicted model, not a curated record.
CUUGUCACAGUUUUUGUCAGAUGAAGGACAAGCUAUGGUAUCACCACUACCAUCAGGGAUAUCUACCACUUUGUUGACUACAUUGAAGAUCACAGAUUUCUUAAAGUGGAAACCUUGUUCCCAUUCUGUCAUUCCAUACACUCUCACUAAUGGAAGAUUCAAUAAUGAAUGUGGAGAGUUCACUGACAAUGUGACCUUACCGUCUUCAGUAUCUUGUAGUAUAGGAGCCUUCUCUUCUAUAUGUUCAAACAUUUCAUGUUGUACCCAGCUAGACUUUGUCUCUAGGGGUAUUGAGACUAAAGUCAUUGUUGAUCCAUGUAAUUAUGAGUUGACCAUACAUGUUGAGAACAUGACAAUGACCACAUCCUUGUUGGAUUACCAAUGGGGUACAGAGAAGACAUUUUCACUCCAGGGAGGAAUUAGGAUCAAUUUCACUUUGAAUGAUUUAGCCAAUGAAAAUGUGUUUAUGGUGAAGUUUAGUAUCCACCUGUGUUUAGAGACCAGUAACCCAAAUAACUGCGUUGUCGACCUGCCUAUAAUGGACAAUGUGAAAUUACCAAAAGGGACCUGUGACUGGAAAAAAGGAUUUAAUAAUGACAAAUUCAUCUUACAAGGCUGGCUAGGUGAGACUUACACAAAUAAAGAUAUUCUUGAUCCAUAUGUUGUCAAUGAGUUGAUGAGAGAUUUACACUUGAUUGACUACCUUAUGGAGCCUCAAUGUAAUGUGUCUACAGCCCCAUAUACACCAGUGAAUGCUCAAGGCUGGAAUAUAAGUCCAGGAUGCACUUCAGCACCAACUCUUCCUACAUUGACAUCAGAAGUGACUUGUAACCUAGGUGACAGCUGUACAAGUAUAAAGUGUUGUGUGACCUCUGUCAAACUUGGUAGGACUUUCACAAUUGACCUUGACCUUGAUGUAUGUAACCAAACAUUUAUGGUUGGAGUAGACAGAUUGACCAGGACUGUAGCACUGGCUAGUUUUGUAUUUAGUCAGGAAGAUGUCUUCUCCUUUGAUGGCCUUAUAAAUGUCAAGUACAAGAUAGAUGACUUCCAAAGUGAUAACCAGUACAUGAUAAACCUUGAUAUUGACAUCUGCUACCGUGCCAACCAACCUUCUUGUACUGUACAGCUGCAGAUCCUUCAUGAUGCCCGACUAACAAAGGAAACAUGUACUGUAGAUACUGGAUUUGCUAUUCCAAAUUUUUCCUUGGCAAAUUGGUUGACAUCACAAGGUAUUUCACCAAGUAUAUCUGUGAUACCAAGCUACAUUGUGGAUUUACUGACAGAGGACCUUGGUAUCAAUGGAUAUUUGAAGGCUCCUUCAUGUGUAAUGGCGUCGUCUGGAUGGGACACUUCCGCUUGUCCAGAAACAGUUUCUUUGACAACGCUUCCAUCUUAUACAUCAUGCCAACUGCCAUCUUACUGUACUGGUGUGCAAUGUUGUACAGAGAUUGGAAUUCUGGGAAGGUCCUGGCAGACGUUUGUUCUGGUAGAUACCUGUAAAUACCGUGUCAGUAUAGGGAUAGAGAACCAGAUGGUUAACAUCACUCUGUUUGAAUUUGUACAGGGAACCUGGGCAACUGUUACCUUGGGAAAUGUUUUACGAUUAGGAUACAUGGCCAAGGAGAUAACUGCUGAAAAUGUAUAUCAGUUUACAGUUAAUGUCAGUAUCUGUUUUGAGAGUUCUGGUGACUGUCAUUAUGAAUAUACAGUGUUUGACAAUACAAAGAUCCCUAUACCACCUUGUAACUGGACAGACACAGAUUAUAAUGUCCCAGGUUUCCAGCUUUCCAACUGGUUGAAUGAAUUUGGCUACCCAGACACUGUACCAUUAUCAGACCUGGCAGCUACACAGCUGAUGGAACAUCUUGGUCUCUCUGCAUAUGUUAACCCGACACAGUGUGAUAGGUCAAGUACUCUAUACAUACCAGGCAUAAACGGAUGGAAAUCAGGUUGUACCUCUGUAACUCCUACCACCACCUUGGGUAAUGAUGUUUCCUGCUACCUUUAUGACUCAUGUACUGGUGUCAUCUGCUGUCUAAAUUCAACAAGACUGGAUAGGACGUUUAACUCCUACCUCAAACUGGAUCCCUGUACACAGAAAUUGAUGAUUGGAGUAGAAAAGUACCAGUUUGAAUUUUCUCUAUUUGAUUUCCAGUUUGAUGUGGAUCAAAUAUUCCAUUUAGAUAAAGUUCUACAUAUAUUAUACAAGGUAAAGGAUUUGCCUGGGGACCGAGCCUAUUUAGUGGACAUGACACUUUUAUUCUGUUUGAAUGAUCCUUCACCAUGUGAUGUUAAUGUUACCAUCUUUGACAAAACAAAAUUACCCAAGAAUGAUUGUCCAUGGUCUACUGGAUUCCAACAAACUGACUGGUCCCUAAAUGACUGGUACACUGACAAUGGUUUUACCAACAACACAGACCUAUCAGCAGACGCCAUAGCUAAGCUGAUGGAAGCUCUUGGACUGACAGAGUACAUGUUAGAUACAUCAUGUUAUAGGACAGAUUCUUCUGUUUAUGCUCUAGCUUAUCAAGGAUGGAGCUCUGGUAAAUAA